CAACAUAAACCCAAAACCCCAAAACCCUCGCAAAGCAUAGUCCAUCCGUUCUCACUCUCCUGUUGCUCUUUUGAUGUUGUACCUCUCGCUGAUCUCCCUGAAGUGCUGCUCCAUUGUCUGUUUCUGAGUUCCCAAUGGAGGUUGGCGCCCACUUCUCUCGGAACCCACUUCUCCAUUCUCCCUCUCACUUCUGUAACUCACCCCCUCUCCGGCAAUUUUGCUUCCUACCCGCGGUUCCCGCAAGAAGAAGGAGGCUGUGCCGAAGUAAAGGAAACAUUUAUUCCAUUAGGGCCACCGCUUUUGGAAAUGAAGAUGGUUCUGGAGAUUUCUGGUGGGACAGGGUUGCUAGGUCAGCGAGGGUUGGGUCGGAGCGGUUCUGGUCCAAAUUCACGGAAAGUCUGAAGAAGGAAACGGGUUUUGAUUCCGAUGCCGGGAAACUGGUGGGAGGAGUUGUUGAGGCUGUGAACGAAGGGCGGAAGGCGGUCGAUUGGUUCAGGUUGGAGAUGCUGCCGGCAUUUGUGGAUUGGAAUCGAUGGGAAAAUUGGAAGGAAGUAAAUAAGUGGGAGCCAAAGCGCCUCGGUGCCUUCAUUUUGUACUCUAUAAUUAUUACCAUUUCAUGUCGAAGAAUUUAUGUUAACUUCACUAGUUAUGCAUAUCGACAAAGCAGAAAAGACCUAACUGAGGCAUUCAUGGAAGCUUUGAUUCCAGAGCCAACUCCAGCCAAUGUGAAAAAAUUCAAGAAGGGCAUGUGGCGAAAAGCCAUGCCCAAAGGCUUAAUAAUUAAGAAAUUCACCAAAGGAGCUGGAGGAACUUAUAUUCAGGACAAUUCCUAUAUAGGAGAAGCUGCAUGGGAUGAUGAUACUGAAACUUCUCGAGGUGUUGUGAGCGGUACUAUUGACAAGGAUACCAGGUUGAGCCUUGAACAAAAAGAAGAGAUAAAAGAAGACUUGGGCUUCUCAGAAGGCCAUGAACGUGAUACCGCUUGGAGAGGCCGGCUGAGAUCGUGGAAAGAGAUCUUAAGAAAGGAUAAACUGGCGGAGCAGAUCGACUCUAAAACAGCCAAAUAUGUUGUAGAUUUUGAUAUGCAAGAGCUUGAGAAAAGUUUGCGUAAAGAUGUUGAGAAAGCAUCAAAUUCAGAAGGUACUAGAGCACUAUGGAUUUCUAAGAGAUGGUGGCUGUACCGCCCAAAACUUCCUUACACUUAUUUUCUUGACAAGCUUGAUUCCUCUGAGGUUGCAGCAAUUGUCUUUGAAGAGGAUUUGAAGAGACUAUACGUGACAAUGAAAGAAGGAUUCCCUUUGGAAUAUAUUGUGGAUAUUCCUCUGGACCCUUUUAAGUUUGAGGUUAUCUCAAGUUCGGGUGCUGAUGUGGAUCUCCUUCAGAAAAAGCAAAUCCAUUAUUUUCUGAAAGUUGUGAUUGCUUUAGCGCCAGGAUUAAUUAUUUUGUACCUUAUAAGAGAGUCGGUGAUGCUGUUACAUGUCACCUCUAAGCGUUAUCUAUACAAAAAAUAUAACCAACUUUUUGAUAUGGCAUAUACAGAGAACUUCAUUCUGCCAGUAGAAAGUUCCGAGGAGGUGAAAUCAAUGUAUAAUGAGGUGAUAUUAGGAGGUGAUGUUUGGGAUCUUCUGGAUGAGAUAAUGAUAUAUAUGAACAAUCCCAUGCAAUACUACGAAAAAAAAGUUCCAUUUGUUCGAGGUUUACUUCUUUCUGGACCACCUGGGACAGGUAAAACACUUUUUGCUCGGACACUUGCCAAGGAAAGCGGACUGCCAUUUGUUUUUGCAUCUGGUGCUGAAUUUGCUGACAGUGAAAAAAGUGGCGCAGCAAGAAUUAAUCAACUAUUUUCCAUAGCCAAAAGAAAUGCUCCUUCAUUUGUUUUUGUGGAUGAGAUUGAUGCUAUUGCGGGCCGACAUGCUAGAAAAGAUCCUAGAAGACGGGCUACAUUUGAAGCCCUAAUUACGCAACUUGAUGGAGGGAAGGAAAAAACUGGUGUUGAUCGCUUUUCACUCAGAGAAGCUGUUAUUUUCAUAUGUGCAACUAAUCGUCCAGAUGAGUUGGAUCCCGACUUCGUUCAACAUGGUCGUAUUGAUCGGCGCUUGUACAUUGGUUUGCCUGAUGCUAAACAACGGGUGAGAAUAUUUGGUGUGCAUAGUGUUGGAAAAAGGUUGGCGGAAGACGUUGACUUCAGAAAGCUUGUUUUUCGAACUGUUGGGUAUUCUGGUGCGGAUAUUCGCAAUCUAGUCAAUGAAGCAGCAAUAAUGUCUGUAAGGAAGAGUCACUCUUUGAUCACCCAGCAAGACAUAGUUGAUGUCCUCGAUAAACAGUUACUGGAGGGCAUGGGGGUGCUCCUUACAGAGGAAGAGCAACAAAAAUGUGAAGCUAGUGUAUCACUCGAUACUAAAAGAUUAUUAGCUGUGCAUGAGGCUGGUCACAUAUUGUUAGCUCAUCUUUUCCCCCGUUUUGAUUGGCAUGCGUUCUCGCAACUACUUCCUGGUGGCAAGGAAACUGCAAUAUCAGUUUUUUAUCCUAGAGAAGAAAUGGUGGAUCAAGGUUAUACUACCUUUGGUUACUUGAAAAUGCAAAUGGUGGUUGCACAUGGAGGUCGUUGUGCUGAAAGACUUGUGUUUGGAAAUGACAUUACUGAUGGAGGAAGAGAUGAUCUGGAAAAGAUUACAAAAAUUGCUAGGGAGAUGGUCAUUAGUCCUAGAAAUUCAAGAUUGGGCCUUACCUCCUUAGUACGGCGAGUUGGAAUGAUGGAUCGGCCAGAUAAUGCUGAUGGUGAGCUCCUCAAAUAUAAGUGGGAUGAUCCUAGUGUUGUUCCUGUUGGUAUGACUGUUGAAGUUUCAGAGAUCUUCACUAGAGAACUCACCAGGUAUAUUGAAGAGACUGAAGAAUUUGCCAGCAUUGGAAUAGCCCGGAAUAGACACAUACUUGACAUGAUUGUUAAUGAACUUAUGGAGAACUCGAGGAUGACCGGAUUGGAAGUCAAGGAAAGGAUGAAGCACCUGGGUCCUGUGAUGUUUGAAGAUUUUAUAAAACCAUUUCAAGUAAACUUAGAAGUGGAGGAACCACUUAUAUAUACGAAACUUUCUUGCGGCCAUAUGUGGCUAGUCAUGAGACGGAGAUUGAUCGAAACUUACUAGAUUUGAAGGCCAGGGCAGGUGACAUGGUUUUCCUCUAUUGGCAGAAGGCUGCAAUUUAUGGUCAGACAAGGAUAUUUGAAAUCUUUCAUUAUAUAGCUUCUCAAGCUCCACA
Dendrobium catenatum is the source of this 3255-nucleotide messenger RNA. RefSeq names its product ATP-dependent zinc metalloprotease FTSH 12, chloroplastic. The record is from RefSeq and is a predicted model, not a curated record. Gene Ontology annotation, molecular function: ATP hydrolysis activity; metalloendopeptidase activity; ATP-dependent peptidase activity. NCBI's taxonomy places the organism in Eukaryota, Viridiplantae, Streptophyta, Magnoliopsida, Asparagales, Orchidaceae. The transcript is spliced from 20 exons. Bases 135 to 3143 code for a protein of 1002 amino acids. Gene Ontology annotation, cellular component: chloroplast thylakoid membrane; m-AAA complex. Gene Ontology annotation, biological process: embryo development ending in seed dormancy; mitochondrial protein processing; protein-containing complex assembly.